Molecule: messenger RNA, 1356 nt
Organism: Lipotes vexillifer (Yangtze River dolphin)
Lineage: Eukaryota; Metazoa; Chordata; Mammalia; Artiodactyla; Lipotidae
Gene: ANXA3
Product: annexin A3
Exons: 12
Coding region: 42-1013 (323 amino acids)
Cellular component (GO): cytoplasm; vesicle membrane; plasma membrane
Molecular function (GO): phosphatidylserine binding; calcium-dependent phospholipid binding; phospholipase inhibitor activity
Source: RefSeq, a predicted model, not a curated record
UAGGUUAGUGUGAUCUCAACUCAAGAGAAAGGUGGGAUAUCAUGGCAUCUAUCUGGGUUGGACACCGAGGGACAAUGAGAGAUUAUCCCAGCUUUAGCGCAUCAGUGGAUGCUGAAGCGAUUCAUAAGGCAAUCAGAGGAAUUGGAACCGAUGAGAAAACGCUCAUUAGCAUUCUGACUGAGAGGUCGAAUGCACAGCGGCAGCUGAUUGCUAAGGAAUAUCAAGCAGCAUAUGGAAAGGAACUGAAAGGUGACUUGAAGGGUGAUCUCUCUGGCCACAUCAAGUGUCUCAUGGUGGCCCUCGUGACCCCACCGGCAGUGUUUGAUGCGAAACAGCUGAAGAAAUCCAUGAAGGGCACGGGAACAAAUGAAGAUGCACUGAUUGAAAUCUUAACCACCAGGACAAGCAGGCAGAUGAAGGAGAUUGGCCAAGCCUACUAUACAGUGUAUAAGAAGAGUCUUGGAGAUGAAAUUAGUUCUGAAACAUCUGGUGACUUCCGGAAAGCUCUGUUGACUUUGGCAGAUGGCAGAAGAGAUGAGGGUCUGAAAGUGGAUGAGCAGCUGGCCAAAGAGGAUGCCCAGAUUCUCUAUAAUGCAGGUGAGAACAGAUGGGGCACGGAUGAAGAUACGUUCACUGAGAUCCUCUGUUUAAGGAGCUUUCCUCAACUGAAACUGACAUUUGAUGAAUACAGAAAUAUAAGCCAGAAGGACAUUGAGGACAGCAUAAAAGGAGAAUUGUCUGGGUGUUUUGAAGACUUACUGCUAGCCAUAGUCUGUUGUGCAAGGAACACACCUGCCUUUUUAGCUAAAAGACUGCACCAAGCUUUGAAGGGCGCUGGGACUGAUGAGUUUACUCUGAACCGAAUAAUGGUUUCCAGAUCAGAAAUUGACCUUUUGGACAUUCGAGCAGAGUUUAAGAAGCAGUAUGGCUAUUCCCUACAUUCAGCAAUUGAAUCAGAUACUUCUGGAGACUAUGCAGUCACACUCGUAAAGAUCUGUGGAGGAGAUGACUGAGUCAAGAAUGUCAUUUCUAAAGGCUGCCUGCUCCCAUGACGGACUUUCCCCACAGCUCUCAUUACUUCUUUCUCACAGUAUUUACAAGUACAAGCAAGUGUCAAGAGCAACCUGUUUUUCUAACAGAGAUUUUCAUUGUUCCAUAAUAAUAACAACAACAAAGUGAUUAUUAUCGUAGAACAUCUCAUCAUAAUGUAACCGUUCAUAAAUGAAAUUUUCAAAUGACAUUAAAGAUCAGCUAAUACUAUCCAAAUUAUAUUUCUGCUUUGGAAGUGAGACUCUUUGUACAGUUCUAAAACAUUAAAUGCAAAACAGUGUAAUACAAGUUCUUGCCUCUGUAAAA